Messenger RNA from Bombyx mori (domestic silkworm), 2512 nucleotides. RefSeq names its product short-chain specific acyl-CoA dehydrogenase, mitochondrial (gene Arc42). NCBI's taxonomy places the organism in Eukaryota, Metazoa, Arthropoda, Insecta, Lepidoptera, Bombycidae. The record is from RefSeq and is a predicted model, not a curated record. Gene Ontology annotation, biological process: butyrate catabolic process; fatty acid beta-oxidation using acyl-CoA dehydrogenase. The transcript has 5 exons. Gene Ontology annotation, molecular function: flavin adenine dinucleotide binding. Gene Ontology annotation, cellular component: mitochondrion. Bases 294 to 1520 code for a protein of 408 amino acids.
CUAUUUUAUUUAUGUUCACUUCAUAAUAUCAUUAAUUUCAUACCAUUUCAUUUUAGUUUUUGUUUUAUCAUCAAGAGUCAAAAGUAGGUAUCCACUAUGUUGCCUUUGCCCGACCAAUUGGUAUCAUAAAAUCUGUGCCUGAUCAGAUUAAAAGUUUGAUCUAUGCGCGUUACACUCGUUAGGUAAAAGUUCAAAGUUCUGAAAUAAUUACUUUACGCAUGUUUUGUUAUUUGAAAAUAUAAAUGCUCAUUUAAAAUUUUGGUAUUAAAAACAAUAACUGAUAAAUUAUCACAAUGUUUAUGCCUUUCUCUAAAACCAUUCAAGCUUUAGGUCAAUCAGUCACUAGACAUACAAGAUGCAUCGCUUCUUUAUCAGCAUUAUCUGAAGAUUAUCAGAUGUUGCAAAAAACAUGCCGUGAUUUUGCGGAAGGCGAACUUAAGCCCAAUGCUGCUAAAUACGAUCGAGAUCAUUUAUAUCCCGGAGAAGCAAUUAAAAAAUUAGGAGAACUAGGCUUAAUGGCUAUAGCGGUACCGGAAAAAUGGGGAGGUGCAGGCUUAGACUAUUUAGCAUACGCUAUAGCUCUCGAAGAGAUAUCCAGAGGUUGUGCUUCAGCUGGUGUUAUAAUGUCAGUGAAUAACUCCUUAUAUCUUGGACCGCUGUCUCAUUGGGGCACUGACAAACAAAAAGAACAGUUUGUAACUCCUUUUUGUACUGGUGAUCCUGUGGGCUGCUUUGCUCUAUCAGAACCCGGUAAUGGAUCAGAUGCAGGAGCCGCCUCCACUACAGCAAAAGAUGCGGGUGACAAGUGGAUUCUGAAUGGAACUAAAUGUUGGAUUACCAAUGGAUACGAGAGCAAAGCAUCAGUAGUUUUUGCUACAACUGAUAAGAGUUUAAAACAUAAAGGUAUUUCAGCAUUUGUAGUUCCAAAACCUAUAAAGGGUCUUGAAUUAGGGAAAAAAGAAGAUAAACUAGGUAUAAGGGGGAGUUCAACUUGCUCCCUGAUAUAUGAAGACUGUGAAAUUCCCAAAGAGAACAUCCUGGGUGAACCGGGGUUUGGAUUCAAGAUAGCUAUGAUGACUCUAGAUGCGGGGAGAAUUGGUAUUGCUUCACAAGCUUUAGGUAUAGCUCAGGCUUCACUGGAUGUGGCAAUAGAAUAUGCUUCGAAACGCAUUGCUUUUGGCAAACCAAUAUUGAAAUUGCAAGCUAUUCAAAAUAAAUUAGCUGAAAUGGCGCUCCGUCUUGAAUCUGCACGCUUGCUUACAUGGCGAGCGGCCUGGCUGAAGGACAACAAAAAUCCCUAUACUAAGGAGGCAGCAAUGGCCAAGUUGGCUGCAUCAGAGGCUGCUACGUUUUUAUCACACCAAUGUAUCCAGAUUCUUGGAGGAAUGGGUUAUGUAUCAGAUAUGCCAGCAGAACGACAUUACCGCGACGCUCGCAUCACUGAGAUUUACGAGGGCACCAGCGAAAUACAAAGACUGGUUAUAGCAGGACAACUGAUCAAGGAAUACGGACUGAAUUAGAAACAUUGGCCUUAUGGACUACAUUAAUCUAAGAUCAACGUGAAUGCCAUCACCUCCUACCUUGAAAUAUGAGAUCGAAAUCUCAAUUGUAUUGUAUAAAGGCUGAUCGUUCAUUUAAGUUGUAAGGCAAGACCCCUUAAACAAAUAGUGGUAGUAUAUAUCGACGCUUGAAAGGCAAAAGUGACUAAGCGACAAUAACUGCUUUGUACAUAAAUGAUAGGCAAUAACCAUAUUCGAUGCGCAAAAAAAAUAUAUUUCAAGGUCUAUUAAAAUCAUUUCAAUCCUACAGCUACUAGCUAGAUUCGUUAAAAUAAAUUUUGUUUUCAGGUAUUUCAACUUUAAAUUAGUCUACUGUAAAGUUCACGCGUUGUCGCUUAGUCAUGUUAGCCUUUCAAGCGUCGAUAUCCAUCCAUAGUAAUACUCAAAAAACCUAGAUAAAAUACAUAAGAUCGAAAGUAGCACUAAUUGCAUUCGCUAGAUGACGUUGUUUAAUUUUUGGGAAAAGAACAAAAUGUAAUAGACAUAUAAAACUGUUUAAAGGAAAUUUCAUAAAAUGCAACAAUUGACUAUGUAAAAUUACUUUUGUGUUCCUGUUUUAUCUAAUAUUUGUCUAAUAUUUUGCAAAUAUCUAUGAACUUACUUAUUGAAAAUAGAUCUCAAAUAUUAAUCUUGAGUGCAUCUUAUCAAUAUUGUAUAAAACUCAUAGUUCAAAUUGUGAAUUUUCAAGUAAAUAAAUAUCAAUAGUUAUUAUUCAAAAAUAGAUAAUUGAUAAGUAUCUCAAAGUGCUCUAAUCAUAGAUAGUAUAAUAAUAUUUUAUAAGGCUUAUUAUCAGAUACCAACAUAUCUUACAAUAUCAAUUUUUUAGUUUAUAAUGUUUUUAUAAAUGUCAUUUAUAUUUAAAUGAAAACUUUGAUCACAUAUUUAUUAUCAUUUACAUCAGCAUUAUACACUUGAGUAUUAAAAUAAAUUACAUUUUUAUAUGUAUUAACAAA